CCGAGGCAAGGGCGGAGGAGACGAGGAGAGGGAUGGCAGAGAACAGCUCCGAUCCGAGCGGCUCCGUUCACCGGAGAUGUUUGGCCCAUUCUCCGGCCGAGAGAAACAUUUCACCCGGUGUCGGGGUAUCGAAGUGGAUUCGACUAAACGUCGGGGGCACGUAUUUUUUAACAACGAGGCAGACGCUGUGUCGAGAUCCAAAAUCAUUUCUGUACAGACUGAGCCAAGCUGACCCCGAGCUCGACUCCGAUAAGGAUGAAACUGGUGCCUAUCUCAUAGACAGAGACCCUACGUACUUUGGGCCAGUGCUUAACUACUUGAGGCAUGGCAAGCUGGUGCUCAACAGGGACUUGGCAGAGGAAGGUGUGUUAGAAGAAGCUGAAUUCUACAACAUCACAUCGUUAAUAAAGCUCAUCAAGGACAAGAUCAGGGAACGUGACUGCAAAACAUCACAGGUUCCGGUGAAACAUGUGUACCGGGUGCUGCAGUGCCAGGAGGAGGAGCUGACACAGAUGGUGUCCACCAUGUCUGACGGCUGGAAGUUUGAACAGCUGGUCAGCAUAGGCUCCUCUUACAACUACGGAAACGAAGACCAAGCCGAGUUCCUGUGUGUAGUCUCCAAGGAGCUGCACAAUCAAUCAUAUGGGACAAACAGUGAGCCCAGUGAGAAGGCUAAGAUUCUUCAGGAACGGGGUUCCCGGAUGUGAAGAGGACUUAGUAUUAUGAGCUCCAGGUGUUAUGAUGCAAACAUAUCAUCUUUGUGGAAGAACGUUUGGCACAAUGGAGAUUUAAAGGGGGGGUUGUGCAUUUAUGUUGUGUUUUCCCUCCAUUUUUGUUUUUAUUUCUUGAUGUAAAUAAGUCUGUUUACUGACAAUUUGUGCCUGUACAUUUAAACUGGACCUUUUUGAAUUAGCGGCAAGUUUUGUUUUGUUUUUGUUUUUUUUUUUCUAAUUGAAAGUAAGGAAUCGCAAUCUACAGCUAUGUUUUAUGCUAUAAAAUAUGGCCGUCAUCAUAUAAGGCCAAUGAUUCACUCAGGGUCAUCUAUUGAAUUAAUUAUAUCCUCCAACUCAAGGGUCUGGUAAGGGAUCAGUAUGGUCUUUAUAACUCAAAAGUAUCAACUCAAAAUCAUUGUUAAAAGAUGUUAAGAAGGGAAUUGUGCAUUUAUUUAGUGCAUGUUUAAGAGUUAGGCUGUUAAUGUGAAAUUCACCCCAAAAACAAAUCGAUAAAAUGCUUUUCCAAAGAGUUCAAACCGUUACACUGAGAUUUGUGACCAUGAGGAUCCCAACUAUACAUCACACAUUUUGUCAGAUGUAGUUAAGGUGGCAUUUUACUUUGAUUAAAUUGUUUUUUUCAGUAACUGUUCAUGGUCAAAAAAAAAAGGAACAAAAUUGUCACUGUGAUUUGGGCGUAUAGGUUAAGGGGCAUUAGGUAAGUUGUCACUUACAGGGCUUUUUUUGUUGUUGAAAUGACCUGUAAUGAAGAGAAGUCCCAUUUUUACAUAGACUAAAUAAGCUAACUUGAGAGACACAGCAGAUGUCGCAAUACAAGAUACUUCUUUAUCAUUCACUUUCUUGGCUUGAGAAGUAAAUGUGUUGCUACUGUAGCUGCUUGUGGCACCAUGUACUCUUGUGUUGCGACCUUGGUAACCCACUUAUCCACUGGUAUGGUCAUUGUGUGCUGUGAGGUUAAGUAAUUAUAACAUUUUCAGGAAGUCCACUUAACCUGAAUUAUAAGGAUCAAACUUUUUAAUAUUGCAUACACAUUUAACCACAUGUUCAUUCAAAAUAUUGUUUCAAAGUAAGAUUUCUGCAGCUUCUGCAAACGUGGAAUUUUAGUAGUGUAAAGAACUAAACAUUUGCUCUCUAAAUGUACAGGUUUAUAUAUAAAUAUAUAUUUAAUCUGUCAAACAUUUUUUUCUGAACUUUGGGUUUAGUUUGAGACCUCAUGUUCAUAAAUCUAAAGUUAACUGCCAAAAAAAAAAAGGAAAAAAAAUCAAAGGUGUUUCAAAUAUGAAUUCUGUUUUGCAGCGAUAAUAUUUUUUAAACAUUGGUGUCCUCCAACGAUGUCCUGUUUCCUGUUAGGAAAAACAUCCUCGAGACAAUGGCAUCUCUUUUUCAGUUUUUUCCCACUGACUUCUGAGUUUUCCUUAACUGGUUUAUUUUGUAUGUUUGAGGGAACAUCUUUUUUUAAGAUCUUAUUUGAGGGGAAGUAUUUGUUGUGUUUGAGGUUUGGGGACUGGAUUGGUUUGAAGGCAGUGGUGAAGGACUUUCUGUUCAUAUCCAGAGGAUUUUGCUUUGAUGUAAAUAAUCCAAAUUCAAUAUUAAUAUUUAACUCUCAAAAAACUGCACGUUUUGUACACUGUAUAGAAAACACAACUUCAAAUGGAAGUUGUUUAUACUGGAUCUUUAAAAAUGAGAAAAUCUUGACAAUGUUAACUUCUGUUUUGCAUUGUUUGUACAGGACUCUAGAGAUUUCCGAGUUAAGGUUGAAACAGCUGAUGCUGAACACGGUGUCUUUCACUGAUAACAUGCCUGGAACAUGUUUUGAUAACCAAUAACAAAGCUAUACUUGGCUGGCUAUGAAGUUGACUGUUACAUUUAAAAACAAAUGUAUUUUUUUCCUGCAGUGUGAUAGAUUCUUCUAAGCAUUUUGAAUUGUGUAGAUUUCGUACACAGCAUUACAAGCACUACAGUGGAAAACACUGUGCACAUUGCUUAAAGCCUGUAAUGUUGUUAAUGUAAAUACUGCAUUUUAGAACACUUUUGUUUUUAUAUAUAGAAAGUUGUUUUCAGGUUUGAUGUGUGGUUUUUGAUAGGUUGGAUAUUUCAUUCACAAAUAAUCAUUUAGUGUUGCCUUUUUCCCAAUGACCAAAAUCCAAUGUCUUAUGUGUAUUGUACACAUUAAUCUUAGUGUCAGGGACGAGUAAACUUUUCUUAAUGCUGGCACACUUUGUACAUAUAGACUUGUUAACGACACACAAACCUCCAUUUACUCACAUGUACACGUAUACACUUGAUUAAAACAAUUUUUAUAUUGUUGGGGAAACAAAUAUGGAUGCAUGUUUUUGAUAUAGACACACACACAUAUAUAUAUAUAAAUAUAUACACACACAAACACACAAGGGCUUUUAAAGUGCAAAAUUUGAGAUCCGCAAAGAGGACCAGUCUACUGGUCAGAGUAGACUGGAUUUCCUGCCAGAGCUAGGCUAUGUUUACAUUUGCUAUAGUAUUCUAAAGCCUUCCAAUUAUGUACUGUCUUGCACUCCCCUCACACACGUUAACAUAUGUCUGACUUGUGUGACUGCACCAGGGGCAACUCGUUCUCCCCACUCCACAUGACCUGAUACUCACACAGACAUUAUAAGAUACUCCAUUCAUUUCUGACUGCCUGUGCUUGAGCAUUGCAGACAAUCUUGCUUUCCGCCCUCUCUGAUGGCAGAAUUGCUCAGUUUUAACAGCCGGAAAAAUUACCCGUGUUGGUUCAGAGCUAAGGUUUAUCUGGGUCGUCUUUUGACUUUUUUCUGCUAUGAGAUUUACAGUGUUUUGUGUUUGAUUUGCUUGGUUCAGUUGUAACCUCAUUUAAUAUACUCUGGCCUGAGGUGUUUAACCCCUCCUCUUUAGCAGCUGCGUUACCUUUAAUUCCCUUCACAAACAGGUUGUCUGGAUGAGCAUUUGGCAUUGAUAAUCAUUUCAUGUGAUGGACAAACUUAUCAAAUCUGUAGCCUAAUACUUUUAAGUGCCCAGUUUGUUUUGCAUUCAAGUUACAAGCCACAGACCACUGUAAUGCAUGAUUGAAGAUGAUCACACUUGUAAUCAGAGGGAAUGAAUGUGUCAUUUUUCCUCAAUCUAACAGUUACAUCAAUGAAUAAGGUUCUCAUAUCACUACAUAGAUCACUUCUAUAUGAUCUUAUGCAACGUUAAAAAUGUACAAUUUAAGUAUGAGGUUAAGGGGACAGAUCUAUAUGGUCUUGCAUAAGGUAAACACAAUAAAAAUGUUGUUAUUCAUA
Molecule: messenger RNA, 4006 nt
Organism: Toxotes jaculatrix (banded archerfish)
Lineage: Eukaryota; Metazoa; Chordata; Actinopteri; Toxotidae
Gene: kctd5b
Product: potassium channel tetramerization domain containing 5b
Exons: 6
Coding region: 33-707 (224 amino acids)
Biological process (GO): protein homooligomerization; proteasome-mediated ubiquitin-dependent protein catabolic process
Cellular component (GO): Cul3-RING ubiquitin ligase complex; cytoplasm
Molecular function (GO): cullin family protein binding
Source: RefSeq, a predicted model, not a curated record